AAAAAAAGUCACCAAAAAAAAGAUUUUUCAUUUCAUUUCAUUUCUGAUUGUCUUUCUCAGAAUCCCUAGAACACACACUGAUUAACGAAUCAAAGAUCGAUUUGGGGAUCAAUCGAGGAAGAAGAUGACGGAGGCGAUGAUAAGGAAGAAGCCAGGAAUGGCGAGUGUGAAGGAUAUGCCGUUGCUUCAGGAUGGUCCACCACCUGGUGGAUUCGCGCCGGUCCGAUAUGCUCGCCGGAUCUCCAACACGGGACCUAGCGCCAUGGCUAUUUUCCUUACCGUUUCCGGUGCUUUUGCUUGGGGCAUGUACCAAGUUGGUCAGGGCAACAAAAUCCGCAGGGCGUUGAAGGAAGAGAAGUACGCUGCACGUAGAGCAAUUCUACCGAUUCUUCAAGCUGAAGAAGAUGAAAGGUUUGUGUCUGAGUGGAAGAAGUAUCUAGAAUACGAGGCGGAUGUGAUGAAGGAUGUUCCUGGAUGGAAAGUCGGUGAAAACGUGUACAAUUCUGGUCGUUGGAUGCCUCCAGCUACCGGAGAGCUUCGUCCUGAUGUCUGUGAAAAUCAAAAGUGUGAAAUACAACGACGGUGGCGAGUAGCGACAGUUUUGAUCUGUUGCUUAGUUUCUUCUUUCCAGCUAUUGGCAAUGUCAUGAGCUACACUCAUUGCAUCGAACGAUGCACCUGAGAGUCCUCUUCCGGUGAAUCCCACCGCAUACAAUCCAGCCUUCCCUUUCCACCCUUUUGGAAAUGGGUUUUUCUCUAUCCCAAUCUCACCCAAGUCGUUUUCCUGCAUAACAAUAAAUCAAUCACCAAUCAACGUCUUAGUUUUUAUCAAACUUCCCAUAACUAUCAAUACCGGUAUUCUAUGGUCCUAUAAAAUGUUAUCUUUUGAGAC
This is a messenger RNA of Arabidopsis thaliana (thale cress), 891 nucleotides long. RefSeq names its product GRIM-19 protein. Bases 125 to 649 code for a protein of 174 amino acids. Gene Ontology annotation, cellular component: mitochondrial inner membrane; respiratory chain complex I; mitochondrion. The transcript has 4 exons. NCBI's taxonomy places the organism in Eukaryota, Viridiplantae, Streptophyta, Magnoliopsida, Brassicales, Brassicaceae. The record is from RefSeq and is marked reviewed.